AGUGUGUGUGUGUGUGUGUUAAAACGCCACUUUGAGCAAGCGGGUGUCGGACAAGUGGGAACUGGGGUGUAACUAGGCAAACCCCAGAGGGUAACGGAGAAAACGAGAUAAGGAAGCCUGUAUGGAUCUGUUCCAAGGUCUCGAACCAUAUAACGGGGAGCUUGCCCUGGCUGGACGCUUGUCUCGGUGAAGGUGGGAGGGGAACGUUUGAACCCCUCCUCCUUGGGAACUUGAUUUUAAAUUUCAAAGUUCAGCUCAUCUGUUCCAUAUUUCAUGUCUCUUAUUCUGUGUUGAUUUUUAAUACUUUGUGUGGCAAUAAUAACCAGGCGGCAGCAAUGUUGAAGGGGAGAAAAUUUGGAGACAAAGUGAGCGAGAAGGAGAAGCAGAAGGGAACUGAGAGAGAAAAGCAAGGGUUGAAGAUGGCUGUAAGCGUGAAAACUCCUAAAUCAGUAGCGCUGCCCACUGAAGCCUCUCCUAUGCCAUACAAGGUCGGUGCUCCUUCCUCUGCCCCUGGAAGCAUCUACAGCGCCAUCUUGAACCGUAACCACGCCGUCAUCGACGCCAAGCGUCUGAAGAGCUUCACUGAGCUGAGGGACAAGUACUAUCACAAGAAGGUGUUGUUUGAAGACCCUCUCUUUCCUGCUGAUGACUCCUCCCUCUUCUACACCCAGAAGCUGCCCAUCACCUUCGAAUGGAGACGUCCACCAGAGAUCUGUGAAAGUCCACAGUUCAUUGUGGGAGGAGCCAACAGAACCGACAUCUGCCAGGGAGAUCUGGGUGACUGCUGGCUGUUGGCAGCCAUCGCCUGCUUGACUCUGAAUGAGAAGCUGCUGUAUCGUGUCAUCCCACCAGACCAAAGCUUCACAGAGAACUAUGCAGGCAUCUUCCACUUCCAGUUCUGGCGCUAUGGCGAUUGGGUGGAUGUUAUUGUGGACGACCGCAUCCCCACCUUCAACAACCAGCUGGUCUUUACCAAGUCAGCAGAGAGGAAUGAAUUCUGGAGUGCCCUCCUGGAGAAGGCCUAUGCCAAGCUGCACGGUUCUUACGAAGCCCUCAAGGGUGGAAACACCACAGAAGCCAUGGAAGAUUUCACUGGCGGGGUGACAGAAUUCUACGACAUGAAAGACAUCCCCAAGGACCUCUACAAGAUUAUGAGGAAGGCUUUGGAGAGAGGAUCCCUCAUGGGCUGCUCUAUUGAUGAUACACUAGGGUACACCACGCCUUCAGGUGAGCUGGGCCCUAUUAUCGAUAAAAUGCUCACAGAUGCAGAAAAGAGCAAGCUGGAGGAAACACCGAGUGGGGCCUUGGUUCCAGCUCGGUUUGAGACCCGGACAGCCACUGGACUUGUCAAAGGCCAUGCCUACUCAGUGACGGGGGUGGAGGAGUGUAAAAAAGGGGAGCAAAAGGAGACCAGGAUCCGUCUGGUGAGGCUCCGAAACCCCUGGGGCCAGGUGGAGUGGAAUGGACCCUGGAGCGAUAAUUCAAAGGAGUGGCUGUCCAUCUCCAAGGCAGAGAAGGAGAAGCUGCAGCAGCAGAAUGCUGAAGAUGGAGAGUUCUGGAUGUCCUUCGAUGACUUCAAGAAGAACUUCACCAAGAUCGAGAUCUGCAACCUCACACCUGAUGCUCUGGAAGACGACAAGAUCCACAAGUGGACGGUGUCGGUGAAUGAGGGCCGCUGGGUGCGAGGCUGCUCUGCAGGGGGGUGCCGGAAUUACCCAGACACGUUCUGGACAAAUCCACAGUACCGCCUGCGUCUACUGGAGGAGGACGACGACCCCGAUGACAACGAGGUGGCCUGCAGCUUUGUUGUGGCGCUGAUGCAGAAGAACCGCCGGAAAGACCGCAAGUUGGGAGCAAACCUAUUCACUAUAGGAUUUUCCAUCUACGAGGUGCCUAAGGAGAUGCACGGCAACAAGCAACACAUGCAGAAGGAUUUCUUCCUGUACAAUGCAUCCAAGGCACGCUGCAAGUCCUACAUCAACUUGCGUGAGGUGACGCAGCGGUUCCGCCUGCCUCCCGGGGAGUACAUCAUUGUGCCCUCUACCUACGAGCCUCACCAGGAGGGGGAGUUCAUCCUCAGGGUCUUCUCUGAGAAGAGGAACUUGUCUGAGGAAAUAGAGAACAGGAUUGAAGCUGACAAUCCAGUGCCAGAGAAGCCAAAGAAAAAGAAAGAAAAGCCCAUCGUUUUUGUGUCGGACAGAGCGAAUGUCAACAGGGAGAUUGAGCAGGAGGAGUACGAGGAGGAGAAAAAGAACAGGAAGCAGGAUAUAAAAAAGCCAGCACCAGCCUCUGCCGGGGAAGAGAGCGAGGAAGACAAACAGUUCCGCACCAUCUUUCAGCAGAUCGCCGGAGAAGACAUGGAGAUCACAGCCAAUGAGCUCAAGAAUGUUCUGAACAGAGUGGUUGCCAAACACCAGGAACUGAAGACUGAGGGCUUCACUCUGGAGAGCUGUAGAAGCAUGAUUGCCCUGAUGGAUACUGACGGAUCGGGCAAGUUGAACCUGCAGGAGUUCCGACACCUGUGGAACAAAAUCAAACAGUGGCAGGGAACCUUCAAGCACUAUGACACUGACAUGUCCGGCACCAUCAGCAGCUAUGAGAUGAGGAAUGCUGUGAAUGACGCAGGCUUCCGUCUGAACAAUCAAUUGUAUGACAUCAUCACCAUGCGCUAUGCUGAUGAGAACAUGAACAUUGAUUUCGACAGCUUCAUCUGCUGUCUUGUGCGGCUUGAGGGCAUGUUCAGGGCGUUCCAUGCUUUUGACAAAGAUGGGGAUGGAUUGAUCAGACUCAAUGUCCUGGAGUGGCUCCAGCUCACCAUGUAUGCCUAGACCAGCCUCCAAGCCUCCAAGCACAGGCCCUGACAGGCUUGAAGCUGGAUUCCAGGCCAAACUGCAACAGCUGUUACCUCAACCGUAAACCUACCAACGCAUCUCUUCUAUACUCCUUCCCCCUUCCAUUGCACAAUCUUCUCACCCCCUCCAGCUUCAUCCAUCUCUCUGAUUCUCUUAUCACUCUCUGUAUUCCCUCAUGUCCUGGUCACUCCUUACUUUCUCCUCACCAACACACACCAACUCUUGUCAACAUACCUCAGGGACAUAGCCAUUUCUCCAUAGCUGAUCUCCACCUGUCCAUUGUGUACGCAAUAGGUUUACGUACGCUCUCCGUGCAUGACAUCCAUCCUAGGUCACAAAGGGAAAAGCAGAAAGGAGAAACGGACCUCCCUCCGACUCCUGAUCCAUCUGCUCCUCUGGGCCACACUUCCCCUCUGUUGUUCAGUCACUCUUAAUGGCCUUUGGCACUAUUGAGCAGAAAUGGCUCGUUCCCACUGGGCACUAUCCAUGUCCCUUCACAGCCCAAAUACUAAGAACUGCCUCAUUUUUGACACUUCAUGUGGACAGUCCCAAAACCUGCAAACUAACACCUAGAGAUCAGUAUGUGAUACCUGUCAUCUAUUGCCAGUUGGAGGGGAUUAAAAGACGCUGUGGAUAUACAUAUGGUUUGAAAAUUUUUCCUAGUUUAACAUUGAAAUUAAGGCUUUAGUCAU
Scleropages formosus (Asian bonytongue) is the source of this 3544-nucleotide messenger RNA. Its product is annotated as calpain-3-like. Gene Ontology annotation, molecular function: calcium-dependent cysteine-type endopeptidase activity; calcium ion binding. The record is from RefSeq and is a predicted model, not a curated record. Gene Ontology annotation, biological process: proteolysis; negative regulation of apoptotic process. The transcript is spliced from 24 exons. Lineage: Eukaryota; Metazoa; Chordata; Actinopteri; Osteoglossiformes; Osteoglossidae. The coding region runs from base 336 to 2828 and encodes 830 amino acids. Gene Ontology annotation, cellular component: calpain complex; cytoplasm.